This is a messenger RNA of Vigna unguiculata (cowpea), 6807 nucleotides long. RefSeq names its product chromatin modification-related protein EAF1 B-like. Gene Ontology annotation, cellular component: NuA4 histone acetyltransferase complex. The record is from RefSeq and is a predicted model, not a curated record. Lineage: Eukaryota; Viridiplantae; Streptophyta; Magnoliopsida; Fabales; Fabaceae.
AUGCCCUGCCCACAACAACUCGCAUAGUCCCUCUCCACCCACACGCGCAAGAAGAACAAGGAACGUGCAGAAUAUAGGUAAAGAAAGAGAGGAACAAAAUCAGCAUCACGAUUACCCAAAUUGGAGACGUUAGGUUCUUCAGAAUUGUUUCCAUGGCUGGCAUUUGCUGCUACAUGUUAUUCUCUUUGGCCAAUUCGUGAUCGAAGUGGUGGCCCUUUUCCAAAACCCUAGGAGAGAGAAACUUCACAUUGAAACGGCCUCUUGGGGCUCUCAGGUUGCAACCUACCUUCCAAUUACUUCAACCUUUUGUGGAUUCAGACACUUCAGUAGAUGGGAAAUGACGCUCUAAGAUACUAGAAGUUGGGAAUGAAUGGAUAUAAAUCAGGAUCUGCGCUCCUUGUAAAUGCUGAGGUUGAUUCUAUGGGAGGAGUUGUUGAUGGCGGAGUUGGGAUAGGUUUGAAGAUAUCUCCGCGCAGAGCAGCAAUUGAAAAGGCUCAAGCAGAGCUCAGAGAGGAGUAUGAUGCUCGUGAAGAAAGAAGAAGAGAGCUUGAAUUUCUUGAAAAAGGUGGGAAUCCUCUGGACUUUAAGUCUGGGAUUACUGCUUCAGUUAGUGUGCAGUCUACUUCAAUCACUGGUCAGCCGCAUGAGCAGUUUGUGACCAGUGAAGCAAAAGGUAGUUUUGCAUUGACUGCCUCCCCUCAUACUGACUCUGUUGACAGUAGUGCUAGACCAGGGGCUCCUUUGGCUAGUGAACCUAAUACUGCUGAUAAUCUGCAACUUUUUAAUGGGGAGAAUGAGUUGCCUGAAACUGAAAGGAGGUGUUUCAAUAGGAGGAAUAAUAUUGCUGCAUCAGAACAGUCUUCUCAAAUUGGUGGAAGUCAAAAUGCUAAGGAGACUGAAGAUUCCGCUAUUUUCCGGCCAUAUGCACGAAGGAAUAGAUCUAGACCAAUUCAUGGUCCUCGGGGGGCUUCAAGGGAAGCAAAGGGGAUACUUUUGGAAACAAAUAACCAAAAGAACCUUAAUUUACCAACCGUAUCUAAGCCCGAGCCUUCUAGUUUAAAUGGUGAUAUUGGUACUAAAAAUUUGAUGACUGAUAAUACACUGAAUAAUGAGUUGGUUGGGAUCCGAGAUCACCAAUCCACUAGUGGUAGUGCUAGUGUUCCCAACGACAAACUGGAUAUCACAGUGAACAUAAACUUAAAAGAAAAUCCUGAAACUGUACCUUCUGAAGACAAUACUGUUGAAAAUCCAAUUCUCAUGGCUACUGAAGAAGCUAAUGUGGUUGAACUAAGCGAACCAGUAGGUGUUGUCAAUCGUGAGUCUCCAUCUCACAUACCUACUACUAAAGCUGAAAAUGGGCCUUGUGAUUGUCAGCCAAAUGGAUUUGGCAGUGGUGAAGUAGACAGGAAAAGUGUAAAAAAUGAAGGUCAAAAUAACAUUGCUAGAUUAGGCAAGAAGAAUUUCGAUUUAGGGUCCUCAUGCACACGAACUAGUUUUGGUAGGCAUGUAAAUAAUGAUAAUGAUAUGUGUACUAAUACAAAGACUGUCGACACUAAUGAAAAUACCAUGGAACAAACAUUUACAUUAGAGAGUAAGCUUAACUCUGCCAACUGUGAAGUUGUGAAAGAUAGGCAUAAGACCAAAAUUGGUGCUAUUGUUAGCAAUGAACAUGAUGCUGGUUGUCAAGAUCAUUCUGGUAGUGAUAAUAUCGUCAAAGCUGAGGAAGAUUUCAAUAUCAAUAGUUCUUCCAUGUCAAAUAUCAAGGGAGUACACAAUGACAGUACCACACCUAAAGCUGAUAACGAUACUGUCUUAGUGGAUCAGUCCAAUGUCAAGGAAAGCAGUUCAGAAAGACAUCAGGUUCCUGUAGAUGUGUCACUAUCAGAAUCUCCUCAGACUGCUCUAGCUGAAAAGGUUAAGAGCGCCACCUUGGAUGAUCAACCAUGUGCCAUGCACUCUAUGAAGUUAGUAGAAAAGGCCCGUGAAGAUUCUAUAUUGGAAGAGGCUCAAAUUAUAGAGGCCAAGCGAAAGAGAAUUGUGGAGUUAUCCCUUCGCUCAUUACCAACACAGAACCAAAGAAAGUCACAUUGGGGUUUUGUUCUCGAGGAAAUGGCAUGGCUGGCAAAUGAUUUUGCUCAGGAGCGUCUCUGGAAGAUAGCUGCUGCUGGACAAUUGGGCCAUCAAGCAGCUUUUACUUGUAUGUCAAGAUCUGUAAAACUAGACAAACAAUUAGAGACAAAAGUUUUGUCUCACAAGAUAGCAAAGGCUGUCAUGCAGUUUUGGCAUUCUGCCGAGCUUCUUCUAGACAAUGAUCUUGACAUUAACUGCAUUUUGGGUUGUGUUAAAUCUGGAAAUGUUGAUGCAAAUGAAGCUAUGAGGGACCAGAGAAGAAAUUACAAUGUGCUGCUGGAAACAAGCAAACUUGUGGAGGGACAAAAUCCAGUCAAACAUGCUCAACUUAAAGUGCAUGCAUAUGCUUUGAGAUUUCUAAAGGCUAAUAGGUCUCAUGGAAUUUCCUCUCAAGCAGAGGCACCAACAACUCCUGAAAAGAUUUUUGACUCAAGCACGGUUGAUAUGUCAUGGGAUGAGCAUCUUAAUGAAGAAAAUCUUUUCUACGAAGUUUCUCCUACUGCAACGGAAACAUAUAGAAAAGCUAUAGAAUCUCAUUUCCAUCAUUUUGAGAAUAAACUUUUUCAGAAAAUUGGGAAUAGCAUUCAAGAGGAAAUUGAAACAUCUGUGUAUGAUACCACAGCAGAGUUUGGAUCGCAAGAGAAUGCAUAUGAUGAGGAAGAAGGAGAAAAUAGCACUUAUUACUUGCCCGGUGUCUAUGAGGGCAACAAAUCAUCGAAAUCAGCACAGAAGAAACAUAAAAAUUUGAAGUCUUAUACUCCUAGGUGUGGUGAUGCUGGUGCUGAUUUGCCUUAUGUACACUAUACAACUGGAACUCAAUCAUCCAUGAUGUUUGGAAAAAGACCUGCUAGUUUAAAUGUUGGAUCAAUACCAACAAAGCGCAUGCGUACUGCUACUAGGCAUAGAGUUGUAAGCCCUUUUACUAACCUUGGGACAGUACAAGCUCAAGCUAAGGCGGAUGCUUCAAGUGGUGAUACCAAUUCCUUUCAUGAUGACCAGAGUACUUUACAUGUCGGACCCCUGAUCCAAAAAGGGACUGAGGUGGAGUCAAAUGCAGAUUUUGAAAAACAGCUAUCUUAUGAUUGUGCAGAAACAUUUGUUAAAACGAAGAAGAAGAAGGCAAAGACUUUGGGUUCGAUGUAUGAUCAGGGGUGGCAGUUGGAUUGUGUUGUCCUAAAUGAACAGAGGGAUCAGUCUAAGAAGAGAGGGGAUAGUCAUCACUUUGAAUCUAUUGGAAGUGGUGGCUUAUAUGGGCAACAUAAAGGGAAGAAACCAAAGUUAAUGAGGCCACUUGAUAAUCCUUUGGACAAUAUUGUGCCACUGACUAAUUCUAUUCCUUCACCUGCUGCUUCACAAAUGAGUAACAUGUCAUCUCCUAAUAAAUUUAUCAAGAUCAUUAGUGGUCGAGACAGGGGCCGGAAAACUAAAUCUCUGAAGACUUCUGCUGGACAGCCUGGUUCUGGAAGUCCUUGGUCACUAUUUGAAGAUCAGGCUCUUGUGGUCCUGGUGCAUGAUAUGGGUCCAAACUGGGAGCUCGUGAGUGAUGCUAUCAAUAGUGCUCUCCAAAUCAAGUGCGUCUUUCGCAAACCAAAAGAGUGCAAGGAUCGUCAUAAAAUUUUAAUGGAUAGAACUACUGGGGAUGGCGCAGAUAGUGCUGAAGAUUCAGGGUCUUCUCAAUCUUAUCCGUCUACGUUGCCUGGAAUUCCUAAGCAGGGUAGUGCCAGGCAGCUAUUUCAACGGUUACAGGGGCCAAUGGAGGAGGAUACAUUGAAGUCUCAUUUUGAGAAAAUUAUAAAGAUUGGACAGAAGCAACAUUACUUUAAGAAUCAGGUUGAUAACCAGGAUUCAAAACAAGUAGUGCCUGCCCAUAAUUCACACGUGAUUGCUCUUUCCCUAACGAGUCCCAACAACCUGAAUGGAAAUCUUUUAACGCCACUUGAUCUCUGUGAAGCUGAAGAAACAAACCCAGAUGUCCCAGCCGUUGGGUACCAAGGUUCUCAUCCUGGUGGUUUGACAUUACCACAUCAAGGUUCUAUACAGUCAACGCUUACCACAUCUGGGGUGAACUCUUCACUACCUGGGUCUUCUGGUAUGGUUCUCGGCCAUCACUUGUCAUCAUCAUCUGGUUCAGCCAUAACAUCUGUCAGGGGUGGUAGAUAUGGAAUUCCAAGGAAUUCUCCUUCAUCAGUGGAUGAGCAACAGAGAAUACAAUACAAUCAAAUGUUAUCUGGAAGAAGCAUUCAGCAGACAAUUCCAGUUACUGGGACUCUUUCUGGAAGUGAUCAUGGUCGCAUGCUUCCUGGUGGAAAUGGUAUUGGUAUAAUGGGUGGAAUUAACAAAGCCAUGGCAAUGUCUAGGCCAGGGUUUCAAGGAUUAGCAUCACCAUCGAUGCUUAAUUCUGGAAGCAUGAUUUCCUCUAGUAUGGUUGGGAUGCCAAGCCCUGUAAAUAUGCACUCUGGAGUUGGCCCUGGACCAGGCAACUCAAUUUUAAGACCUCAUGAGACACUACAUAUGAUGAGGCCUGGCCAUAACCCAGAACAUCAAAGACAAAUGAUGGUUCCAGAGCUUCAGAUGCAAGUCACCCAAGGGAACAGUCAAGGUAUUCCUGCUCUAUGUGGGCUGAGUUCUUCCUUUAGCAAUCAGACAACACCACCUGUUCAGCCUUAUCCAGGACAUGCACAACAGUCCCACCAACUCUCGCAGCAGCAGUCCCAUCUCAGUAAUCCUCGUCCUCAUCUUCAAGGUCCAAGUCAUACCAAUUCACAGCAGCAAACCUAUGCUGUCCGGUUAGCGAAGGAAAGGCAACGAUAUCUCCAGCACCAGCAGCAGCUUGCUGCCUCCAAUGCAUUGUUGCCACAUGUCCAGGCAAAGUCUCAACUUCCCAUAUCAUCAACACCAUUGCAGAACAGUUCUCAAGUUCAACCACAAAAUUCUUCUCAGCAAGUCCCACAUUCACCUAUAACACCAUCAUCCCCUCUGACUCCCAUGUCAUCCCAGCUCCAACAGCAGAAACUUCACCAAUCACAACCUGUGUUCAGCAGAAAUCCCCCUGCUAGUGGGUUGACUAACCAAGCAGCAAAGCAACGCCCACGACAUCCACCACAGCAGCCAUCGCCACCACAGCAGUAUCAACAAUCUGGUAGGCAGCAUCCUAAUCAACGGAAUAAUGUACAGUCUCAACAACAGGCAAAACUUAUGAAGGGAAUGGGAAGAGGAAAUAUGUUGGUCCAUCCGAACCUCUCUGUGGAUACUUCUCAUCUAAGUGGACUCUCUCUGCCUGUGGGAAGCCAAACUGGUGAAAAAGGGGACCCAAUCUUGCACAUGAUGCAAGGUCAAAAUAUAUAUCCAGGAUCUGGUUUAAAUCCAAAGCCUUUGGGCCAUGCUCAUUCUUCAAAUCAUCAGCAGAAGCUGCAUUCUGUGUCACCAACGACUUCGUCAAAGCAACUUCAUAUUCCUUCUGAUACUAAAGCUCAAGCACAGGUUUCACCAGUUUCAUCAGGCCAGUUGUUGUCACCUACACAGCCAGCUGUUAUUGCUUCUAACCACCAUCAGCUGCAGCCACAGAGUCAGUCUAAGAAAAUUAAUCAUACUCAAACAAAUGUUCAGAGAAUGUUGCCACUAAACCAUCCUGUUCAUACUGAGCCAUUAAAGUCUGAUCCAAUUCAAGCUGACCAACAGUCUGCAAACAGCGCUUCCCAGGUUAGCACAUGUGCUACAAUGACUCAGAGUUGUAUGGAUUCUGUUAGUGCUGUACCAGUUAUUGCCACAGUAUCUUCUCAGAGGAAAACAGCUGAACCGCCAUUUGAUUCCACUAUGAAAAAUCAAACCACUCAAAUAAGCUCAUUGGGAAGUGCACCUGCUGGAAAUUCCACGGGAAAUGAGCAACCGACAAUUAGUCAAGGGUUGGAGCCAAGAUCAGUUAGCUUGACUUGUCAUGCACACAAUUCUGAUACACAGUGGCAAAAACAUCAAGUACAACCUCUCCAACAGGCACAACCCAUCCUAUCUCAGCAGCCAUAUCAGACUGAGCAGCAGAAACAGCAUGAGAAAGAAGAAUAUUCUCCCAAAGAUCUUGUUUUACAACCUCAACAACAUUUGCCGCAUCUACAAUCAGGGCAGAACAGUAUGUUUAUCCAGCCACCUAAUUCUAAAGUUGAAUGAUGCUUUGCAACGGAUGGAACAGCCAAGUGCACUUUUUCUGUCAAGAUUGGAGUUUUUAUGCCUUAAUGACAGCAUUGUACAGAUGAAGCUGAUUAUUCAUGGGGACUGUGGAAUAUGGAAACAGAUAUUCGUUGUUUCUGCACAGGUCCUGUUGAUGUACUAACCCAAGUUAUAUUGGCAGGCAUCAUGGCUUAUCAUGUUCUUGUUUGACAAAUCUUGUAUAUUAACAGUGUUCUUAGAAGGUUGACCCCACCAUUUUGGUUUUUGGAAAAGAGACGAGUAUAGAGGUCUUUUUGUAUAGGAUCGUCUCUUGGGUCCUUUGUACUUUCCCCUCCUUUUCCUUUUUUGUUUUACCUUCUCAUGUGCAGAGAAACAGUUUAUUUUUGUUUUACUAGAUUAGUGAAUGUAUUAUUACUCUAGAUAAUCGGGAUAGAAAUCAUUUUUAUUGGCAAAAGCCAAUUGAAGCUUUUGUGAAUACAAGUUUCCCAAUGAUGUCUUGGUACUACCAUCUGUAUA